Amphibalanus amphitrite is the source of this 2026-nucleotide messenger RNA. RefSeq names its product extensin-like. Lineage: Eukaryota; Metazoa; Arthropoda; Thecostraca; Balanomorpha; Balanidae. The transcript is spliced from 3 exons. The record is from RefSeq and is a predicted model, not a curated record. The coding region runs from base 210 to 1418 and encodes 402 amino acids. Gene Ontology annotation, cellular component: extracellular matrix.
CCAGAAGCGGGCAGGUCGACGCGGGGCGCCGUCCUGGGGUCGGGGGUCAGCGGGUAGAGGUCGGUCGCCCGGACGGCGCAGCCAGAGAUGAUUGCAAAACGUCCCCGGCGCCCGAGCGCCUGCCGGGGGCCGCCGACCGCCGCGGGCUUACAUAUAGACCCCCGGUCGGCGGCGGGCCGCCUCAGUGCGGCGUCCAGGGAGCAGCAGACAUGAAGUCAAUAUUGUUGGUAGCAGCACUGGCGUUGGUGUCGGCUUCGCCACAAUAUGACGCCUACAGUGAAUCCGACUCGUACGAGCCGUUCGACCCUCCGAAGUACGAGUUCGAGUAUUCGGUGAAGGACGCCGCCUCUGUGAACGACUACGGCCAGCGCGAGGAGCGCGACGGCCCCAGCACGGCCGGCUCUUACGAGGUGCGUCUGCCCGACACCAGGCUCCAGCGGGUCGUCUACACCGUCGACGGCGACUCUGGCUUCAUCGCCGACGUCGAGUUCGACGGGGAGGCGCAGCACCCGGCCGAGUUCGGCUCGUCGGCGGGGGGCAGCGGGUACGCCGCUCCCGCCCAGAGCUACACACCGAGCUACCCGGAGCCCGCCAGACCGGCGUACGAGCCGGCCGAGCCUGCGGCGACCUACAGACCUGCGCCGAGCCCGCCCAAAGUCAGCUACCGCCCCGCGCCGAGCCCGCCGAGGACGUCGUACCGCCCCGCUCCCAGCCCGCCCAAAGAGGGCUACCGCCCGACCACCACCACCCCGAAACCAACCUACCGUCCCGCUACCAGCCCGCCCAGAGUGAGCUACCGUCCCACUCCCAGCGCCCCCAAAACGAGCUAUGGCCCAGCUCCGAGCCCACCGAAAACGACGUACCGUCCGGCUCCCAGCCCACCGAAAGUGAGCUACCGUCCCACCGCGAGCCCGGCAAAAACGAGCUACCGUCCCGCACCGACCCAGGCAGCGAUCGAGUACUCCCCGACCUCCGAGCCCACCACCACCACCACCACAGAGCCAUCUGUGUACGGAAACAAGAAGCUCAAGUUCGCGCGCGUGCCGUCGGACGUGUACGACAAGCCGCUGUUCCGGUCUGACUACGAGCGGGCGGUGGGCAGCCGCGGCGGCGGCAGCCGAAAGAAGAAGCAGCCGGCGCCGGCACGCUACGGCCCCAGUGCCGUGCUCAUCGGGUCUGACGACGAUCGGUACCUGGUGCCGGGCACACCUGGCCUACAGAAGCUGCUGGCGGCGCCGUGGGUGUCCUACAAGAAGGCGGUCGACUCGUACCUAGCCAAGGAGGACCUGGCCGACGACGGCGAGGGUGCCGGGAAGGUGACGUACGCGGGCGGUCGGGACGGCGACCAUCCGGCGGAGGACUCGCACGGAGCGGCCAGCAGCGCGGUGCCGUUCGGCGCCCGGAUCUCACAGAAUUAGGCCGACGCGGGAGGCGAGACUGCGCUGACUAUAUGAUCAGUCAGUGGAAUCGGAGGGCGGCUGGCGGUCCCGCUGAGAAUUAUCCGACCCCUUGCUGCCGCUGCUCGAGCAUACGGGGUUCUUCGCUCCCUAGAGGCUUGUCCAAUCAUAGUACAACGUUGGCUUGAAUCCAACACAACUCGCUAAAACGAAAUGCUCAAAAACUUCGCUUGAUUGUCUUCCCGGGUAUGCCUACUUCAUGGUUGGCGUGAUCAGAGCGAUAAAAUGUAGGUAUUAUUUUUUCUAAUCACGGUGCUGAGCUAAGGUAUCCAUUGUUUCAUCAUUGAUGAUUCGUUAUUUAUGACUGAACGAAGAACUCGGGUAGUGGGUCAGCUGCCAUAUGACAGCGAAGCUUGCGUCAUUUAUAUUUAUUAUUGAGUGAGUAGGAACAUGACGUGAAUUUCUGUAGGUAUGAUGUCGAAUGGACGAUAUACUCUAUAGUAAAGUCGAAAGUGUGCAGGGUGACUGGCUCAGAAUGUUUAUUAAUGACUUGGUGCUUUCGUUUUUGCUGGUUCUCUGAACGUAUGAUUGCUACCAUUAUGUGUACAAUACAGAGUAUUAAAGAAAUA